CAGCCACACCGGCGGAGGCAGCAGCAGCGGCGGCGGCGGCGGCGGACGCACCGUCGGGACAAAGGGGACGCCCCGGAUCGGGACCAGCCGACACCGGAGCGCGCGACGCCGCUUGCAAAAAGAAAGGAAGGAAGGAAAGAAAGAAGGAAGAGUCGGGGAGGGAGGGGGGGGAAUCGGCAGCCUUCCCAUUCGGAUUGCACGUGGGGAGAGCAGCCGGCCAAAGCCCCGCGCCGCGCCCUCCGCUCCCCGCAGCCGGCGGGCUCCGCGGACUCCGGGCCGGGAACAAAAGAGGCGGCUCGGCGGCCGGAUGGCGGCUCCCUGCAGCCCGGAGAGCGGCGCGCCGGGGGAGCGACCCCGCGUCUACUUCCAGAGCCCCCCGGCGUCGGCGGGAGGGGAGGCGGGCGCCGAGGACGAGGAGGGCCCGGUGCGGCGCCAGGGGCGGGUGACGGUGAAAUACGACCGCAAGGAGCUGCGGAAGCGGCUGCACUUGGAGGAGUGGAUCCUGGAGCAGCUGACCGUCCUCUACGACUGCCAGGAAGAAGAAAUUCCCGAAUUAGAAAUAGACGUGGAUGAACUUUUGGAUAUGGAGAGCGACGAAUCGCGGAGCGCUAGGGUGAAGGAACUCCUGGUCGACUGCUACAAGCCCACAGAGGUUUUCGUAGUUGACUUGCUAGACAAGAUCCGAGGGAUGCAGAAGCUAAGCACCCCCCAGAAGAAAUGACGUCCUGUCCGUCAGCAGCCGUCCUGCGUGGCCCCUGCCAUUUGGGGACCCCGUGUGUCGCUGAAAUGUUGGCAGUGCUCGGUUUCCAGGGAAGGGGGGGACGCUUCUACAGGGCUGGGGAGGAUCAAUUAAAUCUCCCCCCCUCGCCUCUAGGACCGCGAAAGAGCAAGAUCCUCCAUCUGGGGAUGCUUUGAUAAUCACAACGAUUCGGUCGCCUUUUAGCAAUAUCUGCGCUGCCCCCCCCCACCCCCCCAUCUGUCCUGACUCCCGAGUGAGUGUGUCUGUGUGUGCAAAGGGAGGAGGGGCAUUGGUUCUCGAGGGGAGGGGGAGCAGAAAGAGAGAAGGAUCUUAAAACAGAGAUCUGGAUGGGGGAGGGGAACAUCUCCGUUUGGGGGAGGGCGGUUGGUUUGUUUUUUUAAUUAUUGUGUUUUUAUAUAAAUUUAAUAAAAGAGGCUUUGAGAA
Molecule: messenger RNA, 1183 nt
Organism: Crotalus tigris (Tiger rattlesnake)
Lineage: Eukaryota; Metazoa; Chordata; Lepidosauria; Squamata; Viperidae
Gene: PPP1R14B
Product: protein phosphatase 1 regulatory inhibitor subunit 14B
Exons: 4
Coding region: 308-721 (137 amino acids)
Biological process (GO): regulation of phosphorylation; innate immune response
Cellular component (GO): cytoplasm
Molecular function (GO): protein serine/threonine phosphatase inhibitor activity
Source: RefSeq, a predicted model, not a curated record